Molecule: messenger RNA, 3648 nt
Organism: Conger conger (European conger)
Lineage: Eukaryota; Metazoa; Chordata; Actinopteri; Anguilliformes; Congridae
Product: matrin-3-like
Exons: 21
Coding region: 447-3449 (1000 amino acids)
Cellular component (GO): nucleus
Molecular function (GO): RNA binding; zinc ion binding
Source: RefSeq, a predicted model, not a curated record
GAGAAUGAAGUAAUAUAACCGCCGUUAAACUAAAGAAGAAGAACGAAGUAACUCUCUAGAGUCCGAAAAUAUAUCGCCAUAAAACAAUUAAAUAAAUAAAACACCGAAAGACUAGACGCAUACCUCCCCCAGCGGUAUACUGUUUGGCAGGCCGAGCGGAUCGGAAUUGUGACAGUGCAGUUGUGGCAGAACAUACCAUCAGGUUAAUGGGGAUGUUUCUCUAGCUAACUUCCGCCUAAAAGACGCAAAGACAAAAUGGCGUGUGGUCUAUGAGAAGGCCUUUGCUUUAGUCAUAAGUACAAUUAUAAUACGGAUGCUUUAGCUAGAAGGUUUGUUACAGUCAUUGACAAGUUGUUUAAACAAUAUCUGGACAUCUCUCCUUGGAUAGUGCUGACGAAGUUCACAACUGGAUUCAACAUCCCUGUGCCGGCAGUGUUGGAAUCGGCAUGGAAUCUGCAGAUAAAAACGAUGAGCAAAUGAACAAUGAGCAACCUGGGCCCUCCCAAAGCUCUCUGCCUUUAGAGACUGUUGAUGAUGCUUCACUCUCCCAGGAUACUUCACUCUCCCAGGACUCUGGUGACAAACCGUCAAGUACAUUGAAUCUGUACGCUGCUCUUGGGCUGUCUCCUGAGGAUGUGGUCGCUCUGGCACAGAUCCCAGAAAGUGAGAUAAGCAUAGAAACCUUACCACACCUUAUUAUGCAGCUGAAGGCCAAGCAGGCUCAGUGUGGUGGGCAGACAGUGACCUCUCCACCAAAAGAGGAAUUGCCCAAUGACCAAGAGGCUGACAGCACUGAUGGUCUACCGCAGAAAUCAACAAGCAAAAAUGAGAGCCCGGAGCAGUUGGGGCAUGUACGGAGCAGGAGGGAGCCUCGUCAUUACAAGUCUUCCAAUGAGGGCAGUCCGCCAAAGUUUCCCAUGUCCUAUCAGACAGAUGAUUUUCGUGGAGUUCUGCCAAGAUCUUUUCCACACACAUGUUCUCUGUGCCAUUGCAUAUUGUAUUCUGCUGCAACGUGGAAUGACCACCUCAAUGGAUCACGCCAUGAGGAAAGCCGCCGCAAACUCUUGCGAACACAUCCAGACUGGCACCCACAUGAUACUCCUGGUAGAGGACUGGACUCCCAUUCCGGUGGGGAUGCCCUUCCUGUCAGAAGGGACUCCAGAUCAUCCUCAUCGCGUAGGAGACCAUACCCCACAGAUAGUGGCCCAGGCGAGCAGCACUUCCCUCCAUCAGACAGAAUCCUCCAUCUUAAGCCCAAGGCUGGUACAAAAGUGGUCGUGACCAAGUUUCCUCAAGGAACUGUUGGUGUACAGGAUUUGCUCAGUCUGGCAAAGCCAUUUGGCACGGUCGUUAAACAUCUGAUUUUCCCAUGCAAGGGUUUCCUGGAAUUUAGCUCAAACAAAGAAGCAGUCAAUAUGGUGUCUCAUUAUGCUACUAAACCGCCUUAUGUGAAGGAUAACAAGUUGGCCCUGUACUUGUCUCCAAUGGUUGCGAGUAUCCAUACACCAAGGUUGGAUAAAGCCGAGAAGCGUCCAAAACGGUCCAGUCAUGGAGCCGUGUGUUUCUCACACCUUCCCUCUGAUAAAGAAAGUGAGCCGGAACUCCUUGAAGUUGCCAAGAUGUUUGGGGAAGUGCGAUACUCUAAAGUUUAUAAAAAUGAGGUUGUUAUUGAAAUGGAAGAUUGGUAUGAUGCUGAAGUCAUGGUGAAGUACUAUCAUACCAAUCCACUCAAGAUUUUUGGGAAGAACAUCAGGGUCAGCUUGUCACCCUUUCACAAGAAGUUGAGAUUAAGUCCUGACCCAUCCAGAAAAGGGGAUUCAAGCAGAAGUUCCAGCAGUUUGCCCAAGAGCAAGGAAGCCUCCAGAAGCUCACAUGUCAAAAGCAAAGAAGAAUCGUCCUUGCAGAAAGAUUUGACUGAGGAAAAAUAUGAUGAUGUGGGAGAUGAGAGGGCCGUGGAGGAACAUGAGCACAUGGACGUGAGUUUAGACAGUGGUGCCGAAGAUGAACAAGGCAUGAAGGUAGAAGAUGACCAGGUCAAUUCAGAAGAGGAUUUGGGGCAAGGUGAUGCAGUAGAUGAACAGAUUCUCAAAGAGCCCUUAGUGGAGACUAACGCUAAUGCUAAUGCUAAAGGCUCGGAGGGCUUGGAUGUGGAAAUGGAUCAGAACUUGGAGGAGAUCACAGUUGAAGAAAAACCACCAAUGAAUUCACAAGAAAAUCCAGAUGAGGCCUCAACUUCUCCAGGUCCCGCUGAAGAACCAAAAUCAGUUGACAAUCCUGAGGAAAUGGAGGAAAUGGAGGAAAAAAAGGAUGUAACCGAAGACAACGAAAAUGAUGAAGAUGAUAUGGAUUUCCCGGAUAACAUGGAUGAUUUUGUUACUUUGGAUGAGCUUGAUGAUGAUGCUGAUGCUGGAGAGAAAGAAGAUUCAGAGGAGACAUCCAAGGUAGAGACUGAUAUGUUAGUCAGUCCAUGCCCAAUCCUGUCUACAAAGGGAGGAAAGGUUGUUGCAGUGUGGCGUAUCAGAAAGGGAUACGGAUUGGAGGACGCGCUUGUCAAACUUGCAGAACCUUUUGGGAGAGUCACAAACCAUGCAAUAUCUUUUUACAGACAAGAGGCUUUGUUGGAGCUGGAAAGUAAUGAAGCAGCAGAUAGAAUGGUUAAAUUCUAUCGAGGAAGCAAAAAAGCCACGAUCUUUGGAAGACAUGUAUCUGUUAGUAUGUGUCUCACAUUGCAACAAUUAGAGGGUCCAAGUGGAAGAUCAAUCUAUAUCGGCAUGCUUCCACUGCAGAAGUACUCUGAUAUCUCCCUCUUGAGGCUUGCUCAACCUUUUGGAAAAAUCAGUGCCUAUCACUUAAACUGGCGUCAUAGAAAGUGUUUUAUCCAAAUGGAGAGUGCGGAAGCAGCAGAGAAAAUGGUUGAGAAGUACUUGGAGCAGCCUCCUAAGUUUUAUGGCUCCGUGUUACGGAUUUGUUUGUGCAGGAAAGGAGAUUCCCAGAUACCUUGGCAAUUGCCUGUCAAGUAUGAGCUGUGGUGUGAGCAGCAGAAGACGAGAAAAACCCUGAAGGACAAAGCGAAGGUGGAGGCGGAGGCACAGGCAGAGAACGGCCAAUCCGCAGAAAGCCCUGCUGCAAAGAAGAGCGCCACUGACGAUGGUGCCCAGAGUACUGUCUCAGACAGUGAGGGAGCUGUCAGUGGCUCUGACAGAACAGAUGGGCAGAACAAAGAGGAGGAAGUGGAACAAAGAUCUGAUGAGGUCCCAGUCCCUCUGGGGCCAUACAAACCCAACAAUCCAGUAGGGAUAGACUACAUUGUCCAAAGAACUGGUUUCUUCUGCAAGCUCUGUAAGGUCUUCUACACCAAUGAAAAAACAGCUAAAUCUCUCCACUGCAGCAGCCUGGCGCAUUAUCAGAAACUAAAGAUGACGCUGGCAGAAGAUCAUCCAAAUGAAUGAGUUUUGCAUUUGUGCAGCUGGAGGAUCUCUUUGUCAAAUGAGUUUCUGUUCUGUUUAAAAUUUAAACAUUCCAGUCUUUAUCUCGUUCACAGUGAUUUCAUUUAAUAGGAAAUAUGCUUUGUUGUAGGUUUUCUGUUUACGGCAGUACAUGUGUGAGUUCACACAUUGCAGCUGCUUGUCAAAUAAACAUUUAUCUGAA